Coregonus sp. 'balchen' is the source of this 4207-nucleotide messenger RNA. The record is from the annotation of a GenBank genome assembly. NCBI's taxonomy places the organism in Eukaryota, Metazoa, Chordata, Actinopteri, Salmoniformes, Salmonidae.
AUGUUUGGGCUGGAGCAGUUUGGUUCUCAGAUUAAUAGCAUAAACCCUGCCCAGUCAGAGAGAAACAUAAACCAGCCAAGACUGAACAUGAGCUCCCAUUACAAAAGCCCCGGCUUUCAUACCGGAGGCCCACCUGGAGCCGUGGAGCCGGGCAUGGGCCCUUUGAACGAGCCUCCGAUGCUUGGGCUCAAUAUGAACAUGAAUGGGGAGCAGUAUGGCAGCUUUCACCCGCGGGGCCACUCGGACAUGCAUGCAGGCAGCGGACUCCAACAGCAACAGCAAGGACCCAUGCAUGGAUUUUUUAACAACCAGCAACCUCAUCAAGGCCAUCCCCACGGCCACCAGUCUCACCCUCACCAACACCACCCUCAUUUCAAUGGGAACUUUGGAGGCCCAGACCCAGCAUCAUCCUGUCUGCAUGGUGGCAGAUUGAUGGGCUACAACAACAGUGGCAUGGGGCCUCAGCAGGGCUUUGGAGAGGGGUUUGACCCCAUUGUUGAGGGCCAGGCAGGGGAUGGCUUCUCGCAGCAGCAGCAGAGAUCUGGUAACAUGUCUGAGUUCCAGCACAACGGCCCCCCUAAUGGCAACCAGGCUGUCCCUGCCCCCUGUCUGCCCCUGGACCAGUCACCUAACCGGGCAGCAUCCUUCCAUGGUCUGCCCUCCUCUUCCUCCUCAGAGACCCAUGGUCUGGAGCCUCGACGGAUGCCCAAUCAGGGUGCUGUGGAGGGAUUAGAGUAUAAUUUCCCCAGCGAGCCCCCAACUGGACAUUUUGAAGUACCUGUAUUUUCCCCCUCAGAAUCAGAGUCUCAACUGCCCCACUUUGGGACAGGAAGGCCUGUGGCCGGUGGCAGUUUCCCUGGAAACCCUGCCAUGGCUCGGACACCGGGUAUGCAGGGCAUCUCCAAAGGGCACCAGCAGCCACCCCCACAGCCCCAGCAGCCUCAGCCUCCCCCACAGCACGGAGUGUUUUUUGAGCGCUUUGGGAAUGGCCGUAAGAUUCCUGUGGGGAUGGAGCUGGGGGUCAGUGCUAGACACCCUCUCAUACAGCAGCAGCAGCAGGCUGGUUUGAUAGUGCGACAGAACUCAUGCCCCCCUGGCCUCCCCCGGCCCCCCCAGUCUGAGCCGGGCUCCACCAACCCCAACAUGCUGGACGGUGGCGUCAUGAUGCCUGGCCAACACAACCAGUUUGAAUAUCCUAUUCACAGACUGGAAAAUAGGGGCCUGCACCCCUAUGGGGACCCCAUGUUUAAUAUGCAACAGCCGGCUCCCCCUCCUCCCGCCCAACAGCCUCCGAAUCAGAGGCUGCAACACUUUGACAGUCCUUAUAUGAACAUGGCUAAAAGGCCCAGAUUUGAGUUCCCUAACGCACAUGGAGGGGAGAAUUGUGGCACGUGGGGUAGUGGCAUGCACAAUGCACAGGGAAUGGAGAACCACCUCUCUCCCUCAGCCUACCCUGGCCUACCUGGGGAGUUCACCCCACCUGUGACAGAUGGAUUCCCCCCGGGUCCACUCCAGCACGCUGGGCCUGAGCAGCAGUCUAUGCAGCAGCGGCAAAACGCGGCCAUGAUGAUCAAGCAGAUGGCCUCUCGGAACCAGCAGCAGAGGAUGAGGCAGCCAAGCCUGCAGCAGCUGGGUCACCAUGGCGACGUACCUCCGGGCCCCAUGGUUCAUGGAGGCCCAGUGGGGAGCAUGCCUCAGCCCAACUUUGACAGGGAGAAUGAGGGCAGGAUGCCCAACUUUGAGGGUCAGAACCCUCAUAUAACUCAGGAGAACUGGUUCCCCGGUUCCCACCCACCAGGAGAGAUCAUGUCGCGGCGUAUGGGUGUAACGGGUGGGGAGGCUGUGGCCCAUGACAUGGGGCUGCAGCAGAACGGAGUCGGUAUGAUGUUCAGGCCGGGCAUGAAUGGGAUGGGCAUGCAGGAGCCAAUGAGGAUACCUGGAGAUGGGCACGUACAGGCCCUCCACUCUCCUGGCAUGCACCCCCAGUUUGGCAACAACAUGGGCAAUCUCUCCCAGAUGCAGUCCCCCGGAGCCGGGGUAGGACACCCCAAUGCACCAUCAGAGAGGCGGCCGACUGACUUCCCUGCCGGGCCUCCCAUGGGAGCUCAACCAACAUUUCCUUAUGGAGGGGCUAACCGUCAGGGGGCACCACAUAACAAUCCCCAGGGGGUGAACACCUCACCAGGGAGCUACCCUCCACAGUCUGAGUUCCCCCCAGGCCAGCGAUCCUCUGUCAGUAAACUUGGGGCACUCUCCCUGGGGAACUUUAGCAAAACCAGCACUAAAGACAAUGUUUUUGGACAGAGCUGCCUGGCGGCCCUUUCCACGGCCUGCCAGAACAUGAUAGCUAGCCUAGGGGCCCCCAACCUAAACGUAACAUUCAACAAGAAGAACCAAAAUGAGGGCAAGCGAAAACUGAGUCAGACGGAGCAGGACAUUAAUAGCAGCACAGUUAACGGGACUGGCAGUGCUGGUCCUGAAUAUUUUCAGAGCGGCACUUCCCAGAACAGCCAGAUGCCUGGCACCGGGAAUAGCAACAUUAAGCCUGCAGGUCAAAACCAGACGUUGCAGGGGGAAGCCAGUGCCCUCUCCCCAAAUUACAACAUGGACGCUACCCCAUGCAGUGAGGGGAAAGCAGCAACAGGGAAUGGGAGAGGGAGAGGGAGGAGAAAAAGGGACAGUGGGCAUGUGAGCCCUGGGAUCUUUUUGUCCUCUGACAGCGGACACCCUGUUGUAAGUCCAGGCCAGCAACCCCCUUCAGCUGGCGUUGGGGAGAGGGGUGGGGGUACGCCCCAUGAGAAACCCCUUCCAUCCCCCUCCUGGGGAAAGGGAGGUGACCUGAUGCUGGGGGACCAGGCAGACCUGAUGUCUUCUCUGGACAGUGGCAUUCAGAGUAUCACCAAGUCUAACAGUAGCUCACCGCGUGUGGAUCUUCCUGACGAUGUCAUCGCCCACUACGGCAACGAGGAUGAGGUGUCCUCUAGCUCAGAUGCAGGAGGUGCCCCUGCCUCCAAGCCCAACCGCAGCCCGCACAUCACCGGCUCACCCAAGCUGCAGAGGGGGGAACACGGCCUGAUGAAUGGGCAGAAGCCCCUAGGCAUGCAGGACAUCACCAAUCACACUACUUCGACACUCGAAAGCUAUGGACUGAGUGCUGGUGUGGGGACAGGUGGUAACGGAGUUGGUCACCCUGGCACACCUGGGAUGGAGCAGGUACGCACUCCAUCCAGCACCUCUGGCCAGGACGACAUCCACCCUCUGGAGAUACUGCAGGCCCAGAUCCAACUGCAGCGCCAGCAGUUCAGCAUCUCAGAGAACCAGCCCCUGGCCAUGAAGAAUGGGAAGAAGAGUGGCGACUGUCUCUCACAGAAUGGAGACAAUGAGCUGGCGAGCUGCAGCCCGGAUGCUGGGAAGGGCUCAAUGGGCACUAUUGACCUUGACACUCUGAUGGCAGAGCAGCAUGCCACCUGGUACGUGCCCAGUGACAAGGCCCUGAUGGAUGGGCCAGAGGAUGACAAGGCCAUGGCACCCUGGGAAAAAAACAAGAGCCAGAAUAACAGCAAAGAAGGUAAUUGAAUAUGCUCUAUGAUUAUAUUUCUCACUUUGUUUUACUAUCUGAUUAGUACUGUCUUAUUACUGUAUUUAUAUAUACACACACACACACACACAUACACACCCUUCUAGGCCUGUCACUCAACAUAUCAGCACAUAAGCCCACUGUUGUUUUGCAUGCCCGAUGAGCAGAAAAUGAAAUGAAUGCUAGACUAAAAUAAGUCAGGACUUCCUUUGUGCGUGUAGCCUAUGUCUGCAGUUAUUUGGAAAUCUCUGUCUGAGGAUAUGAUUAUCUCAGUAGGCUACAGUAUGGUGGUAUGGACGAUAUCAUUAUAUACAUUAAUAUACAUUAAUCUUUUUGAUAAGAUUAUUAUUUUAACUUGCAUGAGUUGAAUUGGAGAUACGCAGGCUCGCUCCCUAGCAACGUCUUUGAGUAAGCAAAGCACUGUAGACCGCGGGAAGGGUUGUUUGUUAACUUCGGGGUUUUGUGAAUUUUGAGAGGCUAAAAUGUAAAUGUUCUAUGUUUCACAUAGCUGUUCUGUGGAAAAAGAUAGAUCAGGUAUUUGCUUGAUUCGAGUUUUAUAUGUAGGCUAGAAAAAUACAUAAAUAAUGUAAUAUGUUUUUAUGUGUGCUUAUAGGCCUACACAUGGGAUAG